UUUCAAAUUUACGCUGUUUUGCAUUUGGUGUUUGGAUAAGUCGAAGCUUUCACUGCUUGUGGACUUGCCUGUUUUUGGGUCGACUGAAAUAAGGACUUUUUUUGGGAUUUUUUCGAGUUUUUUGUCUCACUAGUGUCUCUCGUUGCGGCAAAUUUCCACUCAUAUUUUUCAUACAAGGGCAAUGCGGUUGAAUGUGGGUCAAUGUUGCUCCAGCUUGGUUCAAGUAGGAGAGCAUUUUUGAUCAGAUAGUAGUUUUUUUCAGCGGCGCGUUUAUUCGGAUGGCUGAAAAUGGUAAAGUUUAUCAAAAAUUGACACAUUUGUGUGAGCUACCAAUUGGCGAGAACUGGUUUUCCGUCAUUUGCUCUAAUUAUUCCUGAAAUUUCAGUAUUUUUAAAGAAAUGACUCAUAGGGAAACUUACUAUUAAACGUUUCGUUCUUAUUUGCAAGAAAACAGUCUACUACAUUUACUCCUACUAUUAAAAUUCCGAUUUUUAGUAUAUUAAAAACACUUUUUCUUAAAGUACCGUUCAUUGAUUAGCGUCGUUAUGACAUAUUUUUCUGUUGACAUAGAAUUAGAAAUAAAAUGUCAAAACUGUUCACGAUGUCUGCUUUUUUUAGUGUUUUGCACCAGAAGUGGGGUUUCUAUACAUUUUAAUCACAAUUAUUCUUGAAAUUGAAAGAAUUCAGAUGAUCUGAGUUUUUUAUUUAUUUGUUUAUGAUUGUUGUUAGGAAUUUGUUUUUUUGACACUUUCAGUUUGAAAUUUGUUUGUCAUCAUUAUGUUUCAAAAGAUUUUAUUCUUUGCCCUGCUGUUUGGUCUCUGCAUAAAUGAUGAAGGAAAAUUUGACCCCACAAAAAUGGAUUAUUGUGACAGAAAAUGUCAGGAUAAAAAAUCUGUCGGUUGUGACUGUAAAACGAGAGGAACUCGGAAGGAAUUGCAAUUAGAAAAAAUCUCGGAUUUUCGACAACUAAUUGUGGAUAAACAUAAUUAUUGGAGAAAUUACCUCGCUUCUGGCAACGAAACGCGAAACUUUGCUAAAUCGGUGUCCGAUAUGUUGGUUAUGAAUUAUGACUUAGAACUUGAAUUUUUGGCAAGAUGUUACGGACGAAGCACAUAUGAUGGAGAUCACUCCUAUUGUAUAAAGUUGGAAAGAUCCCAAAAAGCAGCGCAGAAUACUUAUGGUUUACAUGGUUCGACGAACGAUCCUCUUAAGCUGACUCAAAAGGGGAUAGAAGCUUGGUUUGGGGAAGUCGCUAAUAUGGAGGAGAAUAUGUAUGGAAGCUUUCGUGUUUCAGCGAAGCCAACCGCAAACUUUAUGACAAUGGUUUGGGGAGACGCUAGCAGAGUAGGAUGUGCUGUGAUAUAUUCAUCAGAUACGAAAAAAGACAAAUACAAGUAUAAAGAUAUGGUAACAAGUCUCAUCUGCAACUACGCUAAAUCGAAGGGUUUUAAAAAAGACGUUCUCACUUGGGCGGCUCCGAUACAUACACAAGGACCACCUUGUACGAAAUGUCCUGACAUACCAAAAUAUAAUAAAUGUAACUCGAAGUACACCUCUUUAUGUGGAGAACUAGAACCGGUCCCAACAGAAAAACCCUGGAAUAUGGACAAAAAAAAAAAUAAGAGCUCUAUUUCAAAAAACAAUCUUUUUGGAGUGCUGGUUUUAGUUGUUUUAUUGUUGGUGUUUCUGUAAAACUGUUUGAAUUCAAUUCAUCAUCAAAAUUUUGAACACUUUUUUUUAGUAUUUCGGUUUUGACUUUUGCUUUUUUUGACACUUUUAUUACGAGAAAUUAUUGUACGUAUUUUGUAUUUAAAAUUUUGAAUAAAACAGUAACCAGUA
This is a messenger RNA of Tribolium madens (black flour beetle), 1839 nucleotides long. Its product is annotated as scoloptoxin SSD558-like. Lineage: Eukaryota; Metazoa; Arthropoda; Insecta; Coleoptera; Tenebrionidae. The transcript has 2 exons. Bases 778 to 1692 code for a protein of 304 amino acids. The record is from RefSeq and is a predicted model, not a curated record.